CACAGGAGGAGGAUCUGGAAGGCGGAGCACGAAGAUCAUAGUGAAGAGACCAGGGGGCUGGAGGACUUGCCUCCUUCUUCUCCUUGUGUCCCACCAGCCUCCCUGCUGGCCUGACCAGGCCCCAUACCCCAGUCUCCCCAGAAACCCCAAGCUGAAGAUUCUGUGGGUCUGCCCUAUUGCUAGGCACAGCAGAGCCUGGAUGGAGGCUUGUCUUCCGCAGUUGCCCCAAAGGUUGCUCUUGCUGGGGGCAGCCACCCUGACUGCAACUGCUUUGGAGACAGCCGACCUGGAGGACAUGUGCGGGCAGACGUGGCAGGGAGACGGGCUGCUGCUGCGCUCGCAUGCCGCCUCGCUCAGGUUCUACUUCGUGGCUCCGGACACGGACUGCUGGCUCUGGGUGCAGGCGGCGGCCCCCGGCGACCGGAUCCGUUUCCAGUUCCGCUUCUUCCUGGUCUACAGCCUGACCCCCGCGCCCCUGGCGCUCAACACCUCCUCCCCGGCCCCGGCCGGCCAGUGCGCCUCCGGCUCCUACCUGCAGUUCUACGAGGGCCCGCCGGGGGCGCCCCGGCCCCUGGGGUCCGCCCUCUGCGGCCUGACCAUCCCGGUCCCCGUGGCAUCCUCCGGACCCUUCCUAGGCCUGCGCCUGGUCACGAGAGGCCGCCAGCCCCGCGUGGACUUCGUGGGCGAAGGCACCUCUUUCCGUCUGGGACCUUGUGGUGCCUACUUCCGCUGCCAGAAUGGCAGGUGCAUCCCCUCAAGCCUCGUGUGUGACCCCUGGGGCAUGGACAACUGUGGCGACGGCAGUGACCAGGGCUCCUGGUCACCAGCUGACUGCAGAGGUCCCUCUCCGGUGCCCAGCGAGACAGGAAGUACAGACGACCACACCUCCAGAUCUCCGACUCCCUCUCCAGCUCUUGGGUCUGCAGGAUCCCUCCGGAUUGCAGCUGAGAGGAGUCCCCCAGCAGGCAGGGACCCCACGAGGCAGGACGCAGCUUUGGAAGACUCCACUGACUGAAGCCCUCAUCAAAGACACGGGAGGCCCCUGGCGGGGAUAGCACCGUUUAUUAAGAAAAAUCAAGACAAAGACCACAGGAGGGUCCCUUCUAGGACACAGAGGCCAGGCGUCCCAACCCCACAGUCUGGGAGCCACUGGCAGGAUGGCACUCGAGCUGGAUCUUCAGGCUCCCGCAGAUGGGGCAGGGUGGUCGGUGGUCAUAUCCCCCUCCUCUCUCUCCCAGUUGUGAGUCCGGCUUUCCCCCACCCAAGGCACUAGCUCUUCCUGGGCACCAGCAGCGGCUGAGGAGUCCCUGGGCCUUCACUUCCAGAUGAGUGGGGAUGUGGCCUGGGGUGGGCAAGGCCCGGUGGGCGGGGCCCUCUCAGUGCUGGGCUCUGCCUAUAGCAGCUCCUGGUAAGAGUUGGGGUGGGUUUUCCCUUACAGCCCGAGGGAGGGACCCCGGGCUGUGUGCUGGCAGGAGGGGGUGGGAAUGCAGGCCAGGAGGGCGUGGUGGGGGGGGAGGCUGCCAGAGGAGGUGCCAGGGGCUGGGUGGAGGUGGGUGGGGGUGCUGAAAAACGAGCUGGUGGGGAUGGGGACCGCCUGCCCAGGGGUGAGCUGCCUUUUGCUCCACAGCCGGCACUAAAGACAAUUCCCAAUCCUGAGUGGGUGGCAGAGGUUCCUGCGAUGCCCGUCUCAGGUAGCUGUGGGGCACCAGCCUACAAGCCGAGGUUGGCUCUCCUAGGAGUGAGAACUGCCCAAGGGCUGCAGAAACAAGCCACCCAGCUCUAUCUUGGGGCCUCCAUUGGUGGGUAGGGGGAGAGUGGGGGCAGUUCUGGGCCCACCCAGCCACUGUUCCUGACCCCAAGUCCUGGUGGCUUUCUGAGGCGCCUACUCCCAUCAAACCUGUCUUGCCCGCCAGCCUUGUGGCUUUGCCCAGCUGUGUGGGUGGGGGUGGCGUGCCCACCUCCAGUCCAGCCCAGGGCGGUAGCAGCAAAGCGUGGCAUCGCCUCAGUUUCUUACAAAAA
Rhinopithecus roxellana (golden snub-nosed monkey) is the source of this 2019-nucleotide messenger RNA. RefSeq names its product low density lipoprotein receptor class A domain containing 2 (gene LDLRAD2). The transcript is spliced from 5 exons. Bases 200 to 1015 code for a protein of 271 amino acids. The record is from RefSeq and is a predicted model, not a curated record. Gene Ontology annotation, molecular function: protein binding. NCBI's taxonomy places the organism in Eukaryota, Metazoa, Chordata, Mammalia, Primates, Cercopithecidae.